Humulus lupulus (European hop) is the source of this 588-nucleotide messenger RNA. RefSeq lists its product as uncharacterized. The coding region runs from base 1 to 588 and encodes 195 amino acids. Lineage: Eukaryota; Viridiplantae; Streptophyta; Magnoliopsida; Rosales; Cannabaceae. The record is from RefSeq and is a predicted model, not a curated record. The transcript has a single exon.
AUGGUAUCCCAGACCAAAAACUUUGACACCAAGCUUGCUGAGGCUACAAAAGCGCUUGAGGGGAAGAAUGUUGACUUGCUCGAGAAGAACAAUGAGCUGACCAAGCAUAAGGACGAGUUGCUUGAGAAAAGUGGGGAGCUGUCCAAGCAGAAUGAGGCACUGCUCCAGGAAAAAUCCACUUUGACCGAGGAACUACUGGAGAGUUGGGACGCCCUGAAGAAAUCCAUUGAAGACAAAGAAAAAUUUAGGUUAAGCGCCAAACUCAACUAUCAACGAUCCAAACAACUCGAGCUCGAUUUGGCUGCGAGCAGGCAGAAGACGGAGGAGCUGGAAAAGCACGUGAAGGAGCUGGAGGAACUUGAAGCCAAAAACUUGGAUAAGUACAAGGAAGCCACCCAUCUUUGCUCCUACAAGUUUUGGAAACACAACCGGAAGGCCGACUUCAGCUACCUGUCAGAUCGCUUAAGGCAGACUCUAAUGUCCCAGUGUGCCAUUCGCCUGGAGGAAGAAGAGAGGGCUAAAGUUCCUGCAUCCCCAGAGAUCUCCCUGGCAACGAGGAUAGAUGGUGCAAGCUGGCGCAACUAUUGA